AUGAACGCAGCCUUCGCAGACGCUGUCAAGGCAAACGACCCCGCCGCACACAGGCCCAUCCAACCCCACAACACCGGCCCCGCAUCCUACUCGCACCUCCCACAGUCGGGUCGCAGGUCCGUCGUGGGCCGCCCCCCCUCCGUCGCGUCCUCCUCCUCUGCUGCCGCCUCCAUCCCCUUCAGAGCCAUCCCACCGCGCUCGAAAACACCAACAACGCGCCCGGCAAGUCGCCAGUCGGCCGCAUUCGACAAGGGCCCUGCUCGAGUCGACAGAUCGUUCGACGUCGGGGAUAACGUUCGCAUCGAGAGUCUCGGCUUCGAGGGGACGCUCAGGUUCAUCGGCGAGAUUGAUGGGAAAUCAGGCCAGUGGGCAGGCGUCGAGCUCGGCGGCGGCUUUGCGGGCAAGGGAAAGAACGAUGGCUCCGUCAACAAUAAACAUUAUUUCGUCUGCCCACCGAAGUGCGGUGUCUUCGUGGCGCUCGCCAAACUGUCCCCCCCAACGGUCGGGCCUGGUAGCAUCUCUCGACCGUCCUCGGUCGCCUCGUCUCGCAGCGGCCGAGUCACCCCGUCAGUUUCGGGUCGCAUAACGCCUUCGUACGGCCUCAAGAACAACGGCCGCGUCACCCCGUCCAUGUCGACGAGCAGGGUCACCUCAGCCGUCACGCCCGCCGCCCGGACACCGACGCCCAAGGCGCGCACGUCCCCGAACGGGUACGAGGCCGUCACCCCAGGCUCCCGCGCGUCGCGCUACGUCGGCGUCACCGCAAAACAGCUCACCUCGCGCGCACCGGGGGGGCCGCCCAUCCCUCCGAGCCCCACGCGAUUCGCAGGACGCGCCUCACCCCCAUCGUUGAUCCACGCCGGCAAGACCCCCCGAGCUGCGCAGGGAACCAGACCUAUGGGCCUCGGGAUCGGCUCGCCAGCCGGGACGCCGACAAAGGGCCGCACAUCCCUCAUGACCCCGCGCGGUCGAAUACCGAGCGCCAUCGCGAUGCCUCCGCCCCCCUCCCCAGGCGGGAGCUCGACCCGGAGCCAAUCGGUGUCGCUGAACGACUACCCCCAGUCGUCGCCCAUCCCGAACGCGUUCACCUCCAACGACCUGGAGAUGAACGGCCGCGCCAUUCAGGAUCAGGUCGCCCAGCUGCUAUCCGGCCGGGCGUCGCACGUCGCCAUGCGAACGCCGCCGCCCCAUUCUCCGCCGGCGUCACAUGUCGCGUUCCCCCUGGCAGAUUCGGCCGAGUCGCUGCGGCCACUGCAGCUCAAGCUCGAGGCGCUGCAGGCCGAGAACGACCAGCUGAAGGCGCUCGCCGAAGCACGCAAGAACGGGGAGCUCGAGUCCGUUCAGCGCGCACAGAGCCUGCAGGAAGACCGGGAUCGCACGGUUGCGCGCACCGCGGAGCUCGAGAUGUCGGUGAAGACCGCAGAGCGCGCGCUGAGCGAGCGGACGGCCCAAAUCGAAGGCCUCGAGCGCGCGGUCGCGCAUGCCGCCGCCGACGUCGAGAAGGCGAAGAGCGACGGCGAGGCGCGGCUCCGCGACCUGCAGUCCCGCCUCGACGACAAGGAAUCCCUGAUGAAGGACCUCAAGGGCGCGAUCGAGGCGAAGGAGGCCGGCGAGAGCGAGACGAACGCCGCGCUGAAGGCGAAGAAUGCGGAGAUCGCGCUGCUGGAGGCGCGUGUCCAGAAGGCUUACGCGGAGCUCGAGGAAGAGCGCAGGGAGCUCGGCGGGCAAGUCGACGAGCUUCGGCAAGCUGGCCAGGAAACCAUCGCGUUGUACGAGGAGCGCAUGAGCGCCGCCGAGACCAAGCGCUACGAGCUGGAAGAUGCCAUCGCCGCUCUGCAAGAGCAGUCCCGGGCCCAAACCCAGCCCCCCUCGCCGUCCGUAGCGCGCUUCUCGUCGUCUGCCGCGCAGAUCGAGAACGAGACGCUGCGCGACCAGGUCGUGCACUUGCAGAGCAAGCUCGCGGCGCUCGAGGACACGCUCGAGGACGCGCGGGCGACCGCGGACAAGGAGGAGGCGAUGGUGCACGACCGGAUGAAGCGCUUCCGCGAGAAGGAGGAGGGGCUCCGGGCGCAGGUCGCCGAGGGCGAGAAGGAGCUCGAGCGCGUGCUCAAGUCGGAGGAGGGCGCACGUGCGCGGAUCGAGGAGAUCGAAGAGGCGUUCCGGGAGGCGACCGUCGCGCUGGAGAACGCGCGGGCCGAGAUCGAGGUGCUGCGCGCGGAGAUCGCGAACCUCGAGGGCUUGGCUGCGGACCCGUCGUCCCCCGAUGCGUCGGACAGGAUCGCGGAGGUCGCGCAGCGCGCCGCUGCCGACCGCACGCGCGCGGCAGAGGAGAUCGCACAGCUCAAGGCUACCGUCGAGCAGUUGCGUCUGUCCAAGGCCGAGGCGCAGCCCAACGGCGACACGAGCGAUCUCGAAGAGAUCGCCGAGCGGCUGUUCAUUGAGAAAGAUCAGCUCGAGGAUCAACAGACGAAGCUGCAGGAGACGAUCGCAGAACUGCGCGAGCGUCUGGAGCAGCAGGCCUCAGAGAUCGAGUCCUUGCGCAAGCGGGCACAGCGCGAUCUUCCAGUUCAGGACAUUUUACCUGACGCGAGGCCGGCGCCCCCACCGUCGCCGUCGCGGUACGAGACCAGUGCCUUGCGCGAGGAGAUCGCAGGUCUGAAGCAUAUCGUAGAAGAACUGCGGAGGGAAAGCGCCGCUGCGAGCCAGAGGAACAAGCUCCUCGAGUCUGAGAACAAGCUUUUGAUCUCAGAAACGGACCAGCUCCGCGACGAAAUGAAGGCCCUCGAGAACAGCGUCGAGCAGAGUUUAUUGCGCGAAGAGCAGGCUCUGGAGGAGGGCUCGCCGACCAUCAGCGACGACGUGGCUUCAUUGCGGAGAGCACUGAAGGAGCUCAAGGCAAAGCACGAGACCGACAUCGACCAGCUACGGAAGAAGCAGGCGGAUGCGGAGCUGAAGAGCGCUCGGACGAUCCACGACCUCAACAAGGAGGUCAGUGAACUGGAGAGUUUGAUCGAGUCCAAGAUUUAUCGAGAAGACGAGUUGGAGCAAGAGGUGGACCGGCUGAAAGACAAGCUGUCGAGAAGCCACAAGAAGUCGUCCACGCGGCUUUCGGACAUCCUCAGCCACACGACCGAUUCCGAGACCGUCGUGUCGGACGACACGCCCGUCGGGCCGCACGGGUCGGACGUGUGCGAGAUCUGCGAGCAGCCCGGCCACGACAUCUUCACCUGCGACGUGCUGAAGGGCAACGCGCCGGCGCCGUCUCGGCCACAGAGCUCCGC
Messenger RNA from Heterobasidion irregulare TC 32-1, 3281 nucleotides. RefSeq lists its product as uncharacterized. The annotation marks the transcript as partial. The transcript is spliced from 12 exons. The record is from RefSeq and is a predicted model, not a curated record. NCBI's taxonomy places the organism in Eukaryota, Fungi, Basidiomycota, Agaricomycetes, Russulales, Bondarzewiaceae.